Molecule: messenger RNA, 1107 nt
Organism: Wickerhamiella sorbophila
Lineage: Eukaryota; Fungi; Ascomycota; Dipodascomycetes; Dipodascales; Trichomonascaceae
Product: Ribosome-interacting GTPase 1
Exons: 1
Coding region: 1-1107 (368 amino acids)
Biological process (GO): cytoplasmic translation
Cellular component (GO): cytoplasm
Molecular function (GO): GTP binding; GTPase activity
Source: RefSeq, a predicted model, not a curated record
AUGGCUACUACGGUGGAUAAGAUCAAGGCUAUUGAGUCUGAGAUGGCUCGGACGCAAAAAAACAAGGCCACCUCUUUUCAUUUGGGUCAGCUCAAGGCCAAGCUUGCUAAGUUGAAGCGCGAGCUGCUGACACCCACUGGCGGCGGCGGCGGAGGCACUGGUGUUGGUUUCGACGUUGCUCGCACUGGUGUUGCCUCGGUCGGAUUCAUCGGCUUCCCAUCUGUUGGCAAGUCCACCUUGUUGAGCACUUUAACCGGCACCCAUUCCGAAGCGGCUGCCUACGAGUUCACAACUCUUACUACUGUCCCUGGUAUCAUCAAGUACCGCGGUGCCAAGAUUCAAAUGCUCGAUCUUCCCGGUAUUAUUGAGGGUGCCAAGGACGGUAAAGGUCGUGGUAAGCAGGUUAUUGCUGUCGCCCGCACUUGCAACCUGAUCUUUAUUGUUUUGGACGUCAACAAGCCUCUCCAACAUAAACAGGUUAUUGAGCGAGAACUCGAAGGCUUUGGCAUUCGAGUCAAUAAGGAGAAGCCCAACAUUGUCUUCAGAAAGAAGGACAAAGGUGGUAUCAGCAUCACCUCCACUGUCCAGCUCACCAAUCUCGACAACGACGAGGUCAAGGCUGUCAUGAACGAGUACCGUAUUACAUCUGCCGAAAUCGCCUUUAGAUGCGAUGCCACUAUUGACGAUCUGAUCGACGUCCUGGAGGAACAGAACCGUUUCUACAUCCCUGUGAUCUAUGUCUUGAACAAGAUUGACUCCAUCAGCAUCGAGGAGCUGGAUCUCAUGACUCGCAUUCCAAACUGUGUACCUAUUUCCUCCGAGCACCAGUGGAAUCUCGACGAGCUUCUUGAGUACAUGUGGGAGAAACUCAACCUUGUCCGCGUGUACACCAAGCCUAAGGGCAAGCAGCCAGACUACAACGAGCCAAUUGUCCUUCGCCAGGGUCGUAGCACUGUGGAAGACUUCUGUAAUGCUAUUCACAAGAGCCUUGUCACAGAUUUCAAGAAUGCGGUUGUCUAUGGCACUAGUGUCAAACAUCAGCCCCAGUACGUCGGGUUGAGCCACGUACUCCAGGACGAGGACGUUGUUACCAUUCUUAAAAAAUAA